Hypomesus transpacificus is the source of this 1222-nucleotide messenger RNA. RefSeq names its product COMM domain containing 9 (gene commd9). NCBI's taxonomy places the organism in Eukaryota, Metazoa, Chordata, Actinopteri, Osmeriformes, Osmeridae. Bases 42 to 629 code for a protein of 195 amino acids. The transcript has 6 exons. The record is from RefSeq and is a predicted model, not a curated record.
UUUGGUUGGUAAGAGCACAUGACUUUUAGCUAUAUGUCAACAUGGCUGCUCUCUUGGACGAACAUUUCUCCUCCAUGCAAAUUCUUCUGAAGGCUCCAUCGAAGGACACAGUGCGGCAGCUAUGUGCCGACAGUUUCUCUGCAGGAUCUCUUGAGUCGAUGUUGCUCACUGAAAACACGGCAGGAAUUCUCUCCGUAUCCGCAAGUGAGGCCAAACAGCUUCUCGUUGCCCUUCACACUCUAUCUCACCACACCUUGUUCCACCACCUGACGUCACCUGAGGAAGUCUUUGCACUAUUCCCAGAGUCUUUCCACCCCAGCCUCAAGAACCUCAUCACAAAGAUUGUACUUGAACUCAGCCCCACAUGGAGAAAUGACGCUCUUUCUAAUCAAAUCUCACUACCCCAUCUUGUAGAGAUGGACUGGAGAGUUGACAUGAAGACAGCCUCUGACUCUGUGAGUCGUAUGGCUGUUCCCACCUGUUUGGUGCAUAUGAAGAUCGAGGACAAUCUUGGGGAUAGUGACGCUCGCUCCUCAGUGACUGUGGAGUUGAGCAGGGAAACUCUGGACACAAUGCUAGAUGGACUGGGACGCAUCAGGGACCAGCUGUCAGUGGUGGCUGCAAAAUAAGGACAUUCCUGACCUCAGGCCAGGGGUACCAAGUACGUUGGCUUUACUCCAAUCAAGGAAGACAUGAACAUUAUGAAAGCUAUUUCAUACAGGCUAUGUGAAAGCCUGUUCAAGUUUCAAUACUCUUCAGCAAUGAAAGUUCAGUAGGAGAGCAAGUAAAGAAUACAUUUUUGUUUUCCUUUUCUUUUUUACUAUUAACUGGCAGUUGUCAAAAUGUGUUGAUCGGUUCAUGUAUUGUCUAUUGAAAACAUGUCAUUUGAUUGACGUUAACAGUAUGUUAUGACUUUGCAACUUAAGAGUAAAAGACCAAACUUGGUUAUGACACCACAACACAAAUAUCCUGGCAUUCAACAGCAACUUGCCAGAUGGUAAGAUGCAGUACAUAUUUGUAUAUAAUGUACUGAUCAUUUGGUCACAUUUCACUUGGCUUAGCAUUGCACUUGUUUAACCAAAAUGUUUGGCUGUCCAAGACUAAUAAUACAUUUUACCCCCUCACUGUUAUUCACUGUCCAAUUCAAGAUGACCUAUGCUGACGAUUGUUUAUUCAUUUCAAUAAAUUGGCAGAUUUAUUAUUAAAACAUUUUUGUAAAAAG